CUGAGGAUGGGGGCGGGAGGAACAACGGGCCGGUGAGGAGCAGCCGCCGCCGUCUCCGCCGUCGCUCCGACAGCCGUCGCCGGUGGUCGCCUCGCGCACCCCGGCUUGCUUUCGGGCCGCUGCCUUCCAUCUCCACAUCCCGCCCGGAGGAAGCUGAGGCUGAAGCUCGACCGGGGGACGGUCCGGCCCUGCAUCUGCGCGACUGGCGGCAGUGACAGCCCUGCCCGACCCGCCGCCCGCCCUAGCCUUCACCCUCGGCGCCCGCAGCCACCAUGAACCGAGGCGGCAGCAGUCCGUCGGCCGCCGCCAACUACCUGCUCUGUACCAACUGUCGGAAAGUGCUGCGGAAGGAUAAAAGAAUAAGAGUAUCUCAACCCUUGUCAAGAGGACCAAGUGCCUUUAUUCCAGAGAAAGAAGUUGUCCAAGCAAACACAGUGGAUGAACGAACAAACUUUCUUGUGGAAGAAUAUUCUACAUCUGGUCGUUUGGACAACAUUACUCAGGUCAUGAGUUUACACACUCAGUACCUGGAGUCUUUCUUGCGGAGCCAGUUUUACAUGUUGCGCAUGGAUGGUCCCCUUCCUCUACCAUACAGGCACUAUAUCGCCAUAAUGGCUGCAGCUAGACAUCAGUGUUCUUACUUAAUAAACAUGCAUGUGGAUGAAUUUUUAAAGACUGGAGGUAUUGCUGAAUGGUUGAAUGGUUUGGAAUAUGUACCACAAAGACUGAAAAAUCUUAAUGAGAUAAAUAAGCUGCUAGCACACCGACCCUGGCUGAUCACAAAAGAGCACAUUCAGAAACUUGUCAAAACUGGAGAAAAUAAUUGGUCUCUGCCUGAGCUGGUACAUGCUGUGGUCCUAUUGGCACAUUAUCAUGCUUUGGCAAGCUUUGUUUUUGGUAGUGGCAUCAAUCCAGAAAGAGAUCCAGAAAUCUCCAAUGGAUUCAGGCUAAUAUCAGUCAACAAUUUCUGUGUUUGUGAUCUUGCUAAUGACAACAACAUAGAAAAUGCAUCCCUUACAGGCAACAACUUUGGGAUUGUGGAUUCUCUAAGUGAGCUAGAAGCCUUAAUGGAAAGGAUGAAAAGGCUUCAAGAAGAAAGGGAAGAUGAAGAGGCAUCUCAGGAAGAAAUGACCACGCGAUUUGAGAAGGAGAAGAAAGAAAGUCUUUUUGUGGUCUCUGGAGAUACUUUUCAUUCAUUUCCUCACUCAGAUUUUGAAGAUGACAUGAUUGUAACAUCUGAUGUCUCGCGAUACAUUGAAGACCCUGGUUUUGGGUAUGAAGACUUUGCGAGACGAGGAGAAGAACAUUUGCCAACAUUCCGAGCUCAGGACUACACCUGGGAAAAUCAUGGGUUCUCCCUGGUGAACAGACUUUAUUCAGACAUUGGACAUCUUCUUGAUGAGAAGUUUAGAAUGGUCUACAAUCUCACCUAUAACACUAUGGCCACCCAUGAGGAUGUUGACACAACCACACUGCGCAGAGCUUUAUUUAACUAUGUUCACUGUAUGUUUGGAAUCAGGUAUGAUGAUUAUGACUAUGGGGAAGUUAACCAAUUACUUGAACGAAGCCUGAAGGUUUACAUUAAGACAGUAACCUGCUAUCCUGAGAGAACUACGAAGCGCAUGUAUGAUAGUUACUGGCGGCAGUUCAAACACUCAGAAAAGGUUCACGUAAAUCUACUUUUAAUGGAAGCGAGGAUGCAAGCUGAACUGCUUUAUGCCCUUCGGGCUAUAACUCGGCAUUUGACCUGAACCAUUGACCAGGGAGAAUGGCAUGUGUGUAAAGACCUUUUCACAUAUGAUUUACAUCAGAAACUAUUUGUGAUAUAGCAUCAAAAAUUAUCCAAUUCUGUAGUGUCAAAGAUUAGUCGUUGGGUUUU
Molecule: messenger RNA, 1879 nt
Organism: Ictidomys tridecemlineatus (thirteen-lined ground squirrel)
Lineage: Eukaryota; Metazoa; Chordata; Mammalia; Rodentia; Sciuridae
Gene: Sesn3
Product: sestrin 3
Biological process (GO): negative regulation of TORC1 signaling; cellular response to leucine starvation; regulation of response to reactive oxygen species
Cellular component (GO): nucleus
Molecular function (GO): L-leucine binding; oxidoreductase activity, acting on peroxide as acceptor
Source: RefSeq, a predicted model, not a curated record